Messenger RNA from Hylaeus anthracinus, 2121 nucleotides. Its product is annotated as regulator of microtubule dynamics protein 1-like. Gene Ontology annotation, cellular component: mitotic spindle pole; cytoplasm; spindle microtubule. The coding region runs from base 236 to 1318 and encodes 360 amino acids. Gene Ontology annotation, molecular function: microtubule binding. Lineage: Eukaryota; Metazoa; Arthropoda; Insecta; Hymenoptera; Colletidae. The transcript is spliced from 6 exons. The record is from RefSeq and is a predicted model, not a curated record.
UUAACGUAUUUUUUUCCGAAAAAAAGAUCAUCAAUUUCUUUGUUAUUGACGAAUUAUAAAGAAAUACCGUUUAAAUUUUACUAAAAUGAUAAAAUACUUACGUUACACACGUAGUUGUCAUGACAUCCGUGAAUAAUGAAUGUGCAAAAUUUAUGCAUCUUGUACACAAUUUAUAAAGAAAAAUACCGAAAAUAACGGUGUAUUGAUAUAAUUACAUCAUCUUAAUUGUAGCAUAAUGAAUCAUAUAAAUUUAAUUGCUACUACCAUUGGUGUAACAGUUGGUGUCGUAGGUGCAGCUAGCAUUUUUAUUUAUCAUUACAUGUUGAAUAAUCAACAACAUAGUACAGGAAGUACUAGUUUAGAUGCCGCACAUAAAAGGAUUGCUGAAUUGCAAGCAGAAUUGGAAGCAUUAAGGUUACAGCAGAGUCAACAAAAGAAGAAACGAAAAAUUUCACGAAGAUUUGUUUCUAAUGAUAGUACUUACACUGUAACAGAUGAGACCGAUACAGAUGCUUUUUCAACAGCAGAUACAGAAAUUGGAGACGAUGAGUUCUAUGACUGUUCUGAUAGCGAAAGUGUUAUCGCUGAAAACGAGAUAAGGAUCUCAGACGAGUUGAACCACCUGGAUUUAAUACUUAAGGAGGUUGAUGAAGCUGCAAAUGGAGAUUUUGAUAUUGAGACUUACUCUAAAUUACAAACUCUGGUAAACUUACACCAAGACGAUGUAGAGGUAAUAUGGAGGUUUGCAAGGGCUUGUUAUUAUCACGCAGAAGCUACAGCUGAUAAAAGUAUUAGAAGGACGAUACUUCUUGAAGGAAUUGGACAUUGUGAAAGAAUUAUUGAAAUUCCAAAUGCAGAGUUGUUUAAAUGGUAUGCUAUACUCCUAGGAUUAAAUGGAGAUUACUUGGCAACUGCAGACAAAAUAAAAAACGGUGAUCGUUUUAAGAAUUAUAUUAUGAAGGCCAUAGAGAUACAUCCAGAUGACUGUGAAUUGCAUUAUCUCCUUGGUAGAUUUAAAUAUGAGAUAGCCAAUUUAAGUUGGUUUGAAAGAAAGGUGGCAUCAACAUUGUUUUCUGAAAUUCCAAGUGCUUCACACGAUGAAGCACUCGCUUGUUUUGAUACAGCAAUAAGACUGGGAAAAAGAUCUCUGCAAAUUGAUUUGUUUAUCAGCAAAUGUUAUAUCGCUUUAAAACAAUAUUCGCGCGCAGUUAAUUCUUUAAAGGGAAUAUUGGAUCAACCGGUAGUGGCAGCUGGAGAUGAGAAAGUACAUGCGGAAGCAAGUACACUUCUCAACAAAUAUUCAGGAUAUAUUUCAUAGCAAACAAUAGCGUAUUUGUACAUCCGAUCCGUAUUUAAUAAUCAUCAUCCUAUUCUGAUAUAUACAUAUAUAAAAAUAAAAAGCCUAUCCUAUAGAUCAAUAUAAACGAUAACAUUAAAUAUUUCUUAAUGAACAAUUAUAUAGUAUGGGAGGGAGGUAAUAAGAAACAGCAGGUAUUAUGAAUCUUUUAUCUUAAUUGAAGUUUUGUGAAAGAAUGUAUCUUUGUAAAGAUCACAUAGAAACGUGCAUGAUAGCGGUACGAAGUUUCAUAAAUGACUAGGAAUAUGUACUUUGUUAGUACAUCUUAGCAGAUAAUAUUUUGUAUGUGCAUAUACAUUAAUUGAGGCUACUGGGUUCAGUUACUUUUAUAGAAUUUAUUAUUGUUGAUCUUUAUUCUACACAAUUUCUAAGUAAUACAAUAUAUAAAAGAAUACAUUUUUGUAGAAUUAAAUUCCAAUGAAUUUAAAAUAUAAUGUAAAAUACGAAUAAUUUCGGUCUUAAGGUGAAGAUACUCUUUACCUAAUGUACCUGUUAAAAUUGCAAUUAAAAUAUAAUUUUAUUUUGUUGUUAUCUGUACAAUUUAAUUUAAUACGCGAUGAUUUCUGUAAUAGUAAUUAAGAAAUAGAUUCUAUUUUGCUCAAGACAUGCCAACAGGAAAAGACAGGUUUAUAAAACUGCUGAUAGGUGUUUUAUGACUUAGUUAAGUUAUUCCAUUAUUCAUUUCAAUAUAUAUUUCCUUAUAUAUUUUAUAACUUUUAUUAUCAAAACUAAAACUGUAAUUGAAAAGAAAAAUGAAAUACAAG